AUGCUGUCGGUCGCUGCUACACUUCGAGGCUCCAGGGCAACCCUGUCCCGCACCACUCGACAGACGACCGCCUUCAGGAACAACGCCACCCUUUCUGGAUUAAAACCUCGAUCCUCCCCUUCCUCCUCUCGCCUAACCAACAGACUCCACUCAACCGUCGCCACUGAGGAGGCUACCCAAUCGAUCCACUCCUCAAUCUCCUCUGUACCACCCCUCCGCGCAGAGGCAAACUCAACCCUACACUCCUACACCCUCAAACCCACCCGUUUCGAGCCCAUCCGCAUCGUCUGUCUUCCAGAGCUCAAACCCAGCGAACCCAGGGAGGCUGGCAAGUUUGCCGAACAUCAGCUGUCGGAGCAGAUGGCCAUCAUGUAUGCAUGUCUCUCUACAGGGGAGUUGGAUCGUGCCCGCAGAGUCUUUCUCCUCCUCCACAAGAACAACCCUGAGGAUAUGUUGGUCCUGGCUGAUAUCAAGAUGCAUAACAGCUUCAUGGAGAGUUAUAUGACGGCCGAGCCUAGCCCCAAGACCAAGGAGGCCCUCAAAUGGUUUGAGUCUCUUACAAAGUACAAGGUCAAACCUGACCUUACCACCUUUGCCAUCCUCAUCAAAGGAUUCAUCCGAUUGGACAGCAAACAUACGGCAAAGGUGAUGAUGAUGGAGAUGCAAAAAGCAGGAUAUACUAUCGACGAACUCAGACACUGCCCCAACUUGCACGGCGACGACUUGGAAAAGAUCGAGCCGGUCAUCAGGAUGCUCCAACCAGAACAGGCAAAACUCUCCCCCUUCAUGGACGACAAACUGAUCCCAACAAAGACCUCAACUUUUGCCGAGGUCACCCCCGUCAAGAACUCUAAAAACGAGCCCGUCAUCGGUGUCAAACUGAUGCGCCAUACUCUGGACGCCCUGGCCCUCGACAAUCUCGAUCUCUACGAAAAGCAGCUCAAGCUGGAGGAGCGAUCCUACGAAUCAGCACUCGACAAGCUGGAGCAUGACCGCAGCAGUAUUCCCGACCAGUUGAACCAGAUGAACGUCAAGCCCCUGAAGGGUUAUCUCUGGCAGUGGCACCAGGCCCUCAAGGCCUCUAUCAAACUAGAGCUCAAGCGCGUUGAAGCCGUGAUGGAGAAGAGGUCAGUCUCGGACGAUCUUAUCUUGGACAAGGAUCGCAUGCACUACGGCCCUUUCCUCAAGCUGCUUUCGCCCGACAAGAUGUCCAUCAUCACCAUUCUGGAACUCUUGCGCCUGAACAACUCCGGUGGUAUCAUUGAGGGCAUGAAGUCUGCCCGCGCCCUGAUCGGAAUCGGAAAAGCCAUCGAGUCCGAGUACAACGCCGAACAAAUGACCAAAAAAUCCAACAAGGCUCUGUUUGACCAAAGAGUCAACGUUCAUGAGUUGUACGGAAAUGGACGUCUUUUCAAUAUGGCAGUGCGCAAGGCAGAGACAAAGAGAUCCGAGGCGAUGCACCCGACAGACUGGACCCCAGUGUGGCCUGAGAGCACUCGCGCCAAGGUCGGGUCCGUUUUGACUACGCUUCUCAUGGACUGCGCCAAGGUUCAGAUCCCCAGUUACGACCCCGAGACCAACGAGAGCAUUGUCGAGGAUAUCCCAGCAUUCUAUCACGCCUACCAGUACUCCAAGGGUCAGCGUAUCGGUGUCAUCAAGGUCCACAACCACAUCUCAGAGAUCCUCUCCAAGGAACCUGUCGGUGCUGUCAUCCAUCCGCGCCUGCUCCCCAUGCUGAUUCACCCUCGCCCUUGGUUGACUUACAACAACGGAGGUUACCUCAACGCUCAGUCGAUCAUCAUGCGUAUCCGUCACUGCCCUCAACAAUAUGACUACCUCAAGAAGGCUCACGAAGAAGGUCUUCUCUACCGUGUUUACAACGGUCUCGAUGUGUUGGGCCGCACCCGCUGGGCUGUCAACAAGAAAGUCCUGAACACUGUCCUUGAGGCAUGGAACACUGGCAAGGAGUUUGGAAAGAUUCCGGCUGCUGCAGGAGAGGUCGAAGAGCUCCCCAAGCCUGCCGAUUACGAGUCAAGCACCAAGGCAAAAUCCAAGUGGAUCGCCGAGAACCGCAAACUCAAGUUGGAUGCCAAGAACCACCACAGUUUGCGUUGUGAUGUCAACUACAAAAUCGAGAUUGCCCGUGCUUUUGCCGAUGACCCAAUGUACUUCCCUCACAACAUGGAUUUCCGUGGACGUGCGUACCCCAUUCCCCCACUGUUCAACCACCUUGGUAACGAUUUGUGCCGUGGUUUGUUGGUGUUUGAUGAGGCCAAACCUCUCGGCGCCAAGGGCUUUACCUGGCUCAAGAUUCAUUUGGCCAAUUUGGCAGGAUUCGACAAGCACUCACUCUCGGCCCGUGCUCAGUUUACCAUGGAUCACCUGGACGAGAUUUUUGACAGCGCCGACAAGCCUAUGGACGGCAGCCGUUGGUGGCUCAAGGCAGAGGAUCCCUGGCAGUGUCUAGCCACCUGUAUCGAGAUCACCGAUGCAAUCCGCAGUGGAGAUCCCGAGACAUUCAUGAGCAGAGUCCCUGUCCACCAGGAUGGAACCUGUAACGGUCUUCAGCAUUAUGCCGCCUUGGGAGGAGAUAUGGCAGGAGCUCAGCAAGUCAACUUGGUCCCCUCGGAUGCGCCUCAGGAUGUGUACUCUGGAGUCGCCAGAGCAGUCGAGCGCAUGCUUGAGACUCAGGCUGCUGGAGGUAUCGAGGCCGCUCAGAUGUUGGUUGGCAAGAUCAGUCGUAAGAUUGUCAAGCAGACCGUCAUGACCAACGUCUAUGGAGUGACCUUUAUUGGAGCCCGUGCUCAGAUCGAAAACAGGUUGAAAGAAACACCCGGUAUCCCUGAGGACCAAGUGCGCGGUCUCAGUACGUACUUGACCCAGCAAGUGUUUGCUUCGAUCGGAGAGAUGUUCACAGGAGCUCGUGCAAUUCAGGACUGGUUGGCAGAGAGUGCCCGCCGUAUUGCCAAGAGUGUGCCCAUGUCUGUGGUCAACCCCGAGACGGACGAAAUUCAGGAGAGCCUUCUCAACAAGCGCAAGAAGCAGACCUCUAAGCAAGCCAUUGCCGAUCAGCAGAUGACCAGUGUCAUCUGGACCACUCCCUUGAACCUUCCCAUUGUCCAGCCCUACCGCAAGAUGGAGCACAAGCAGGUCCGCACGAAUCUUCAGUCGCUGACGAUCAAGGAUCCUUCGCAGGCGAGCCCUGUCAAUGUUCAGAAGCAGAGGACGGCAUUCCCACCCAACUUUAUUCACUCGCUGGAUGCCACCCACAUGUUGAUGUCGGCUACUGGAUGUGUUGAGGCAGGUUUGACGUUUGCGUCUGUUCACGAUUCUUACUGGACACACGCCUGCGAUAUCGAGAUCAUGAACGAGGUCCUCCGUAACCAGUUCAUUGCUCUCCACAGCAACAACAUUAUGAAGAACCUCCAGGCCGAGUUCAUGGAGCGCUACAAGGACUACCUCUACCCCGUUACCUUGGUGAUCGCCAACCCUGGUGAGGAGGUGGGCGAGGGCAUGAUUGCCUGGGACGAUGAGCGUCUUCGUCGCAGGUACAUGAAGCCUGAAUCGACGACCAUGAGGGCAGAUGAGGAGUCGUCCGAGUUCUUGGCCGAUCCAGCUGAGCUUCUUGAUGAGCCCAUGACGACCGACUCGAACAAGAAGGCAAGGAAACCUAGGACGAGCAAGAAUGGCCCGUCGAAGAGCCCAGAGAAUGUGUUUGAGUUUGGCGAUGACGAGGAGGACGAGCACGAUUUGUCGAAUGUGAUGAUUGAUGAGGAUGAGGAGGAACUCGAGGCUGAGGCUCGGGCAAUGGGCAAGGCGUUGAGGAAGAAGGGUGGUGCGAUCAAGAAGAAGGCUGCCAACAAGCUGUUCCAUUCCUGGAACCCCAUCUCGUUCCCUCCUCUCCCCGAUAAGGGCGAGUUUGAUGUCCGCAACGUUGCCGAGUCUGACUACUUCUUCUCUUAG
Messenger RNA from Linnemannia hyalina, 3963 nucleotides. NCBI's taxonomy places the organism in Eukaryota, Fungi, Mortierellomycota, Mortierellomycetes, Mortierellales, Mortierellaceae. The record is from the annotation of a GenBank genome assembly.